Molecule: messenger RNA, 1152 nt
Organism: Laetiporus sulphureus 93-53
Lineage: Eukaryota; Fungi; Basidiomycota; Agaricomycetes; Polyporales; Laetiporaceae
Product: DnaJ-domain-containing protein
Exons: 6
Coding region: 163-852 (229 amino acids)
Source: RefSeq, a predicted model, not a curated record
CUCAUCUCGCUUGCGUACGCGUACGAACAGCAUACUCAUACUAGAUUGGCGAGGCGGGCAUAUGCAGAGGCAGUUCCGACGACGCAGUUGUGGGAUGUGAUUUAUGGGAGUGCAGCUUGAGCUAAGAUAAAAUAUAUUUCAGUGCGGGCUACGACGUUGACUAUGAAUUUCUCGACAUUAAAUACCUUCAAUCAUUCCAUCAUAAGCGGUCCAGCGAGGUAUACCCGGAGAGGAUUUUCCUCGACCUCUUUCUGUCGCCAUGAAGGACACUACGGGACCCUCUCCGUUCCGAAGGAUGCUAGCAAGAGUCAGAUCAAGUCGAGCUUUUACAAGCUCAGUAAGAUGUAUCACCCUGAUGUUACACAGGAUCCAGAGGCAAGAGAGAAGUUUCAUGCAGUGAGCGAGGCCUACGCGGUGCUGGGUGACGAUAGGAGGCGGAGAGCGUACGAUCGGUCGUUGGCCGUACCCUCAACGGUGACGCAUGCAAAGAGUUCAUCUCACUCUUCACCAUAUUCGCACUGGUCGUCAGAAGGUCGCCGCAGAGGUGCAACCUAUGCAUGGGAGCAUUCGCGGCGACCAGGAGCGGGCAAUUAUCGGCCGCCACCAGGGUACCAGACUGGUUACAGUCAUCCUGCAGGAUCGCAGUUUCGGCCGCAGUCGCAGCAUUAUGACCCGUUCUUGUCGCCUCAUGUCAGACGGGCGACACAGAAGAAGUCGGCGGCGGAGGAGGAGCACGAUCGAAUACAGCACGAGUCGGGCUUCUGGCGGACGAUGCAGGUCAUCGGAAUCAUCAUGGCGAUUGCGACAGUCGGCGGCGGGUUCACUGCGAAUGUUAGCCUUGUGCAUUUGUAGUCCAUCAUGUUUGUAGGAUAGGAAGCGUGACCACGUUAGCCGAGCUGUUAAGCGCGCCGCGACGAGGAGUCUCAGCGUCACCACCACCGCUGAUGAGCUGUCCUCGGUGCGAGCGAUCACUGCGUCGUCGUCCGUGACGCUGUCUCUCGUCGAUGACCCUCACCAUCCUCGUCUCCUUUUCUCUCCUUGCGCUGGUCGUAACAGCGCGCCCCAUCGUAUCCAAUGAUACCCCCGAAGUCGUAGAUUCAUUUCACGACGUUCAAAAUGCUGUCCAAGCCAUCUUCGAGUCACGUACGGGGU